Molecule: messenger RNA, 681 nt
Organism: Somion occarium
Lineage: Eukaryota; Fungi; Basidiomycota; Agaricomycetes; Polyporales; Cerrenaceae
Source: the annotation of a GenBank genome assembly
GCCGUCACCAGUGGCAUGACCUUCCAGGACUAUGGAAGGUCGUGAAGACCACAGAAUAGGACCGCAAAAGUCAUUGUUCUUGAGAAGUUUACUGGCCGAGUUCUGCAUUUCGAUGAUGAUAUUAUUCUCUUUUUGGUCCAGGUUUUUGUUUUUCUAUCGCCAAGCGCUUGACGCUAACGAAGGCCCAAGCAGCGGCGCACCCAAUAACAUAAAGCUCACGCUCAAAACCAUCGUCUAGUCAAUUAUGGACGCCGUACCUAUGGAAGACGUGGUCACGGUCAACACUGUAUCAAUGCCCACGAAGCCGAGUUCUUUCCUGAAACCCCUAAAUCACAAUGUCGAGAGAACUGAAUAUUACCCUCAACGGAGCCUUCACCUGGAAAGCGAUCCAGAUGGCAAUGUGAAGUGUCCAUACUGUUCGGCAGUGAGGUGCAGGGUACCUGAUAUGAAACGGCACAUCCGGGGACACCGUUCUAAUUCAGCACCGCUCAGGUGUAGUCUCUGUAACCCGAUACGAGAGUUUCGUUCUGUAGGCGCAUUCUGGAGACACCAGCGCUCCCACAAAAUCAAGGUUGAGCAGCAAGCAGUCUUUGCUUCUAGUAAUGUGAAUCAGCAGGUUAUGGAUAUUGACAUGUAACUUUGACAAGCAUCUUAGACUUUCAAUGAACUUAUCUAUCCCCC